Filobasidium floriforme is the source of this 1499-nucleotide messenger RNA. Its product is annotated as phosphatidylethanolamine-binding protein. The record is from RefSeq and is a predicted model, not a curated record. The transcript is spliced from 4 exons. Lineage: Eukaryota; Fungi; Basidiomycota; Tremellomycetes; Filobasidiales; Filobasidiaceae. Bases 84 to 1295 code for a protein of 403 amino acids.
CUACCUUCUCUACAUCCCCUACACACAUCUACACAUCGAUACAUCUCUCUGGGAACACAGUCCAGAGGCAAGAACCUAACACCAUGUCAUCCGCAUCCAGGACAACCGCCAUCCUCUCGAAACGCCUGCGAACAUCGUCCUCGCGACGAGCACUUUCUACCACUUCGAUCGCUCAAAAUCAAUCUUCUUCGACGUCGAGCUCGACCUGGACCCGUUCUCUACCAGAAGGUUCCAACCCGGCUUACGACGCUUCUCUCGUCUUUCUCGCCCAGCACUCUUCCUCGCUCCUCGACAAGGCCGAACGAUUACGGGGAAAGCUCUCUUCGGUACAAGAUGCGGAGCUGAAGAGCACGAUAGAGAUCGCCUUGAAAAAGACCGAACUCGAGGCUAGGAUUGCUAGGCCGGAGACGAGGUGGUUGCAUGAGAACGAAAAUGUCGGACAAGUAGCUGGGGAAGCCGAGGCGGGGGAUAAGGAGGCGUUGAACGUGAUGGCAGAGAGAAGGUGGAGGAAGAUGGGUAAACUCGAUCGAUUAAUGGAACGUAUUCUGACGAUGAACGUCGUACCCGACCUCGUCGCCCUCCCCAACCCGGAGAUCGACAUGUCCAUCUCCUUCCCUACCGGUUCCGUAUCAGAAACGGUACCGGGGGAUUACUUGUUGCCUUCCCAGACCUUGGAACAACCCAAGAUCAGCCUGAGAGCGUUUACGAAUGACGAGACUGAACAGCUUUAUACGCUCGUCAUGGUCGACCCGGAUCUGCCGGAUACGGAGAGGUUGAGCUACAAAGAGUAUUGUCAUUGGAUCGUACCCAACAUCCCUGUCUCGAGGAACACCACCUCGAUCCCGGCUUCCAUCACCGCUUCUCUCGAUUACGUACCCCCUCACCCUUCCCCCGAAUCGCCUUAUCACCGAUACACCCUCCUCUUGCUCCGACAACCCACCCCUUCGCUCUCCCCAUCCGACAAGGACAAGGGCGACAAGCUAGACUCGUCAGCAACCACCGCUUUCCUCCCUACCACCCCUCAAGACAGGUCGAACUUCAACCUCCGUGAAUGGAUGGUCGAGAACAACUUUAGCACCUCCCCCUCGGACGCGAGUUCGGUCAAGGGGAUCUUCAUGUUCAGGGAAGGCGGCAAAGGGUUCGGACAAAAGGUCGGGUACAAGAGGACCAGUAAAGAAUGGAAGGAGGAGGAGAGGGUCGUGGAUGGUGUUUGGAAAGAGGUUUGGGGUAGGGAGAGGGCGGUCUAUGAGAAGUCGCCCAAGGAGGAGAGGUUUGGGUAUCCUGUCAAGUAUUAAUGUCGGUAGGGUCUGCUGCGACAGAUGGAUGCUAGAAGAUGCUUGUAUUCGUAUGCCGAUCAACUCUUCGCCCUAUCGAAGAACGAAGUAUCAGACACAAAAGACCGUAGGGAUGUCACGCGCGGGAAUGUGCGGCUUGCCUUUGAUUCCCUUGUUAUAUACAGCAGUAGGAUGCAUGGACUUGUCCAAGUCUGAUUGAUGGGC